AUGGAUAAACGUCAGAAAACACAGGCUGCGCAGCCAAAAAGGUCGCGUAUCUUCUCUCCCUUCCGUGCCCUCGGCAUGGUUUCGGACCAUGUGCCUUUUGCCUGCGGUUCCUUGGGUGGAACCUUCUAUUUGGUGACCUCUGUAGGAAGAAGUUUCCAGAUCUACGACGCUGCAACGUUGCAUUUGCUCUUUGUCUCGCAAAAGCAGACGCCGUCCCGAAUUCUGGCCUUAGCUGCGCAUUUCCACUACGUUUAUGCGGGUUACGGUGAUAAGAUCGGCAUUUACAGAAGAGGUAGACAAGAGGCAGAAAUCAGUUUAAACACCACCACUCCAGGUGCUACUGUUGCUCAUAUUUUGGUCUUCGGUGACUACUUGGCUGCUUUGGCCUCGGAUGGAACAUUGGACGUCUUCAAGAAACCUGCUGGCUCCAAGUUGCACACGGAACACUACACCACCAUUACCUCCAUAAACCCUGAGUUCGAUGGUCCUGUGGUGGGCCUUCUACACCCGCCCACAUACUUAAACAAAGUGGUUGUCGCCACAGCACACAGCUUGUACAUCGUCAAUCUUCGUACCGCCAAGGUUGUCUACAAAUCACAGCCUGCUCUUGAUGGAGAACAGAUCUCGUGCAUUGAACAUGCACCUGCGUUAGACAUUAUGGCUAUCGGUACAUCUACUGGCGGUGUUUACAUCUACAAUUUGCGCACGGCCAAGAUCAUGGGCCGCAGAAUCACCGCUUCGGUCAAAGACGUUUCUGCCCGUGUCGCAGCGCUUUCGUUCCGUACCGAUGGCUCGCACCACUUGGUUGCCGGUUUGAGUACGGGUGAGCUCUACUUCCAUGACUUGGAGAAAAACCUGCGUGUCCACCUUUAUAAAAACUGCCAUGCUGAGUCUUCUGGAGGUGUCGCAAACGUUCAGUUCUUGAACGGACAGCCCAUUGUAGUCACCAAUGGUGGUGAUAACCAAUUGAAAGAGCUCGUGUUUGAUCCACCUCUCUCUUCCACAAACACUGCCGUGAUCAGCCCUCCUCGUCACUUGCGUUCCAGAGGUGGCCACUCGGCUGCUCCAGUUGCAUUUGUCUUCCCUAAUGAAGACAAAUCUCACUUCAUUUACUCUGCAUCCAAGGAUCAAACGUUCUGGAGUUUUUCCAUGCGUAAAGAUGCCCAGGCACAGGAAUUGUCACAACGUCCACCAAAGAACGGCGGUGACCGCAAGGCUGGCUUGGUAGCCUCCAUGCGUGAAAAGUUCCCAGUUAUUACUAAUAUAUCCAUGUCUGUUGCCCGUGAAGGUCAAUGGGAGAACAUGUUAACAACACAUAAAGAUGAGGCAUUUGCCAGAACCUGGAACUCGCAACACAAAAGAGUCGGUCGCCAUAGUUUGCCUACAGUAGAUGGUGGAAUUGCCAAGUCUGUCUGCGUCUCCCAAUGUGGAAACUUCGGUCUUGUUGGUUCCUCUGAAGGUGGAAUUGGUGUCUACAACUUGCAAUCAGGCCUUUUGAGAAGAAAGUACAUGUUGCACAAAAAGAAGGCAGUUACCGGCUUAGCCAUCGAUGGCAUGAACAGAAAAAUGGUCAGUUGUGGUCUUGACGGUAUUGUUGGAUUCUACAACUUCUCUGACUCCAAGUACUUGGGCAAAUUGCAACUCGAUGAGCCCAUCACUGACAUGAUCUACCAUAAGGGAUCGGAUCUUGUAGCAUGCGCUUUGGAUGACUUGUCGAUUGUUGUCAUUGAUGUUGUCACUCAAAAGGUGGUCAGAAUCUUAUAUGGACACACCAAUAGAAUCACUGGUAUGGAUUUCUCUCCAGAUGGACGCUGGAUCGUCAGUGUCAGUUUGGACGGCACUCUUCGAACCUGGGACUUGCCAACUGGAGGAUGUAUUGACGGAAUUAGACUCCCCAGUGUCGCUACCAAAGUAAAAUUCUCUCCUAUCGGAGACUUCCUCGCCACCAGUCACGUUUCCGGAAACGGUAUCUCUUUGUGGACCAACAGAGCACAAUUUCAUCCUGUGUCAACGCGACACGUUGAGGAGGAGGACUUCUCAACGGUCCUUCUACCAAAUGUCUCUGGAGAUGGAGGUCUGACCAUGCUCGAGGGUGCGCUUGAUGCGCCCGACUCCGAGGACAUAGAUCUCGAUCAAUUCUAUCAGUCCGUGGAUCAGAUCAGCGAAGAUUUGUUGACUUUGGCCGUAGGUCCUAGAACCAAAUACCAGACCAUCUUGCAUUUAGACACUAUCAAGAAGAGGAACAAGCCCAAGGAGGCUGUCAAAAAGCCUACUCAAACUCCUUUCUUCAUGGCGCUCUCAGGAGAGUCUGUUGGUGACCGCGCCAUUGUUGCAGAAAAUGGCGGCGCAUCCAUCCAGAAGCCAAGUAACGGAGACGACGAGGGCUCGCGCCUUCUCAAUUUGAAGAACGGUGACCAGCACAAUUUCGAAUCAAAAUUCACCCGUCUUCUUCGAGAAGCUGCUACUGCUGGUGACUACUCUGCUUUCUUAGAGUUUUUGGUGAACGCAACUCCUGCCACCAUCGACCUUGAGAUCAGAGCUUUGAAUGCAUUCCCUCCAUUGACGGAGACGACCAACUUUGCGCGCGCACUUGCAGCCGGGUUGCGUAGCAAUGCCAACUUCGAUCUUUACCAGGCCAUCAUUGGGUUGUUCUUGAAGCAGCAUGGAGAUGUGAUCAACGGCACUGCCGAGGAGGAACUCCGCGAGGCCAUUGCGGCAUUGGAGGAGGAGAAUGCGGAGCAAGAAAAGAAGCUCGAUCUGUUGGUGAAAUACUGUUCGGGUGUUCUCGAUUUUGUUUCGACUAUAUAA
Australozyma saopauloensis is the source of this 2808-nucleotide messenger RNA. It is a transcript of the gene UTP21, whose product is annotated as rRNA-processing protein. The transcript has a single exon. Gene Ontology annotation, biological process: rRNA processing. Lineage: Eukaryota; Fungi; Ascomycota; Pichiomycetes; Serinales; Metschnikowiaceae. The coding region runs from base 1 to 2808 and encodes 935 amino acids. Gene Ontology annotation, molecular function: protein binding. Gene Ontology annotation, cellular component: Pwp2p-containing subcomplex of 90S preribosome; small-subunit processome. The record is from RefSeq and is a predicted model, not a curated record.